Messenger RNA from Durusdinium trenchii, 2058 nucleotides. The record is from the annotation of a GenBank genome assembly. NCBI's taxonomy places the organism in Eukaryota, Dinophyceae, Suessiales, Symbiodiniaceae.
AUGAACCUUUCCAAAGCCCGAGACGACGUGGAGGAGGUGUUGUCACGAUGCCUGCCAGGGCAGACCGUGCUUGCUUGGUACUCUGAUGAUGAUGUUUUCCAUGAACGACUCUUGGUUUGGAGGGUAGAUGACAAGACUUGGUAUGUUUUGACCCCCGAUGGAGACUGCUAUGCUGAGGACUACUCCGGUGAUUCUGACAAUGGCCCUUUGACUUUUCAGGUGAAAGGGGUAGACUUCCAGUUCUUCUCCAGGGUUCGCAGACCGGUUUACAGAUUUAGGGAAUACCCCACCGACUCCGAGUUCAAGCAGCAUGUUGAGACUGCCUUGAGAGACUUGGGGCUGCUUGGAAGGACUGACCUGGGUUGGCAACCACGACAUGCCAUGAACAUGAAUGGGGACAAGGUGGAGGCAACCGAAUACUUGGGACGUUUGUUGGUCCCAAGAAGGGUUCGAGGCAGGGACCAAGGCCACUUACAGCUGCCAGUUGAACAAGAGGAGUCGCAACGAGGCCGUGGACCUCAGAGGGCUGAUGCAGCCCCAGCUGGAAAGGUUUGGUUAGCCAUGCACUCAACUCCGGACUUUCAGUUGGGCGCUGAGGUUGUUGAUAGUCUUGCGCAGUCGGUAUUGCUCAGUCCAAAUACUUGCGCAGUGGAAGGCCCUAAGGGCUGGACUUUGUGCAAGCUAGUGAAGGUCGCUGAAUCCCCCGACUUUGUGUCAGAGCUCCGCGAGAAGAACCGUGCCUCUCUCAAGGAAGACAUUGGGCCAGUUGCUGGAGAGCCGGAUCAGAAGCCGGCAGCUCCUGGAGAGGAGGCGCAGGAAGCAGAAGAUGCCCGAACGCUUGCUGUGGAAUACGAUGACCAAGGUGAGCGCUUCAAGCUGUGGCGCGAUGUGUGCAGAGAGUGUCGAGAAUAUGCUUACCCAGACUGGCCUCACGAAGGCCCCCAGAGCGUGCUGCAUCUGAUAAAACACAUGCGCAAGCAUGGGGGCUCUCCAAAGCUAUGGCUUCAAUCCUGGGCGCGCUUCAAGGGUAUACAAGAGAAUGAUCGUGUGAUGCAUGAAAUGCGAGCGCUUAUGGAAGUCCUCGAACAUGGGGGCUGCUACGACCAGCUCAACCUGACCAGCCUUGCCAGCAUGGAAUCAGUAGGUCGGCGCGUCCAGAGCAUAGUGGACGCCUACAACAGCGGCUCAUCCACUUCCCCAGACUGGGGGGCAGCAAAGAUCAUCUCGGGCUACGCUGGCCCUGAAGAUGUGGCGAUGCCAUCACUUCGAUCGUGGGCUGCCCGGAAAGGCAAAGAGGAGGUGGAACUGGCCGCAGCAAGGACCAAAAUCCGUGAGUACAAGAAGUUGGCUGUCCCAAUGGAUGAGGCCGCAGGAGCUGUAGCAGAUGGAAGCAUGGCAGCCGGUGGAGCUGGCUUGGCCGAUCACCUUGAGCUUGCAGCAUUGGGAGGUGGCAGGUCAGCCCAGCGAUGGGAUCGCAAGAUUCGAGUUCGUGAGACCACCAAUGAGGCAGCCCUUGCGGAGCUGCUCAAGGGGCGUUCUGACUAUCAGCAGUCAGCCGCUCCUAUUGCUCUCGCGCCUUACAGCCUCGAGCGUGUCUCGCUGCCAGAGAGUUUGCAUGGGUUACCCGAUGCAGUGGACCUCUUGCCGCCAGACGCCCGUCGAUAUUUGGAAGGUAAAGAGCUUAUGCUUAGGGAUGACCAGCCGGAUGAGACCCCCCCUCCGUACUGGGAUCCUGUUUUGGCCAGGAGCAAACGACAUUACAAGGAGUUUAUUAGGAAGCUCGACAGCAUCGGGCUCCUGCAGUACACACAGUCUCCUAAGAACCAGGUAGGAACAGACGACUUCGUGGCAGAGCUCGCAAGCCUGAACAUUCACAUUGGGCUGAGCGAUGUGAAGGACUGCUUCCAUAGACUGCGGCAACCGAAGUGGUUAGCAGAGUAUUUUUGUCUCAAGCCUAUCCGGGCUUCUUGGGUGGGCUUGCAAGGACAGAAUUUGGAUGGGAAGAAGCUGAAAGCCAAUGACAUCGUUUACCCUAUGCCAGGCUUGCAGGGGCUCUGA